Lingula anatina is the source of this 2222-nucleotide messenger RNA. Its product is annotated as protein fem-1 homolog B. NCBI's taxonomy places the organism in Eukaryota, Metazoa, Brachiopoda, Lingulata, Lingulida, Lingulidae. Gene Ontology annotation, molecular function: protein binding. The record is from RefSeq and is a predicted model, not a curated record.
UGCCUCGUUCCCAAGCGACGUGCGCUUGCGCAGAAUGCCAAUCAAAUUUCACUGACUGAUGACAGAGAUGUAGGAAUUAUAGUUUAAAUCAAGCAACCAGAUUUGGUGUAAUAUGGACACUGGGGGGACUUUACGUGAACGGGUAUAUGCUGCAGCCAGAGAUGGCAUGGCAAUCUCUAUGUUCGCUAUCCUGUGCAGCAAAAACAUGGAUGAGAUAAAGGAUGCACUAGAACAUGUUACGGAGGAAGAUGGACAGCGGGUGACUCCCCUUAUUAUUGCAGCUAAAAAUGGACAUGAUAAAGUGAUCAAGACGAUUCUUAGCCAUUUCCAGGUUGAUCUAGAACAAGCAGGUACAGUGAAAUUUGAUGGCUAUGUAAUAGAAAGUGCCACAGCCUUAUGGUGUGCCGCAGGUGCUGGGAAAUUUGAUGUUGUUCAAACCCUGAUAGAGGCAGGCACUGAUGUCAACCACCCCACUCUCACCAAUUCUACACCACUGAGAGCUGCCUGUUUUGAUGGGAGGCUGGACAUAGUCAAAUACCUGGUGGAACACCAAGCCAACAUUCAUGUGGCCAAUAAGUACAACAAUACCUGUCUCAUGAUUGCCUCUUAUAAAGGUCACAAAGAUGUGGUCACUUAUCUCCUAGAGCAAAAAGCAGAUCCUGAUUGCAGAGCCCACUGUGGGGCCACAGCGCUUCACUUUGCUGCAGAAAUGGGGCAUCUAGAGAUAGUAAAAGAGUUAUUGCGAUUUAAAGCAGUUCAGGUAAAAAAUGACCACGGAAUGACCCCCUUGAUGGUGUCUGCUGAAAGCUGCCAAAAUGCUGUAGUUGAGUUUCUUGUCAGUCAUGAAGACUGUUCCAAGCUAGAACGUAUUGAGGCAUUAGAACUCCUUGGAGCUUCUUAUGCUAAUGAUAAAGACAGUUAUGAUCUGAGGAAAGCCUACAGUUACAUGUGGCAUGCUAUGACGGAAAGACAUAGUGAUCCUGAAAACAUUAUCUUUAAAUUUGUCAUGCCACCUAUCGAAGCCUAUGAAAACCACAAAGAAUGUCAAACCAUGAAGCAGUUACAAGAAAUUCAGUAUGAUCACAAUGAGCUUCAUAUGGAGGCAUUGGUUCUUAGGGAGAGAAUCUUGGGCUCAGAUAAUCCAGACAUCCCACACCCAGUGAUAUUUAGGGGUGCAGUAUUUGCAGAUUCCGCGCGGUUUGACAGGUGCAUUGCACUCUGGAUGCAUGCUAUGAGACUACGCAAGAAAAACAAUAGAACAAUUAGCAAAGACUUGUUACGAUUUGCCCAAGUAUUUUCGCAAAUGAUUCAUGUGGGAGUGAAUCUCGAUUUUCCUAGUGUUCAAGUCGUGUUAGAAUAUGCUAUCUCAGAACUGAAGCACAACUAUGACAUGUUCAAUACAGCAACAGAAGAUGAGAAAGCUGCUGUUCGUGACUUGAUUGAUUGCAAUAUCCACACAACACUGUAUCUGCUGGUCAUUGUCACUAAAGUCAGUCUUACUAAAGAGCAAGAUUUUCAACUGUGCAGCCUGGUGUACUCUUUCAACCAACUUGAUGUCUCCUUAAAGAAUGGAUACAGGCCAUUACACAUGGUUGCAGAUCAUGGCACACUAGUUGAUGACUUUCACGUUAACGAUGUGGUGAAGUUUCCCAAUGCAGGCCUACUUCGCCUUUUACUCAAAUGUGGCAGCCAGGUGGAUGCAGUUGACAACCAAGGCAACACAGCACUUCAUGUCAUUGUGAGGUAUAAUCGUCCCAUUAGUCAUUUCAUUACAUUGCACAGUAUUAUUACCUCAUUACUGGAGUAUGGAGCGCACAUUGACAGAGUGAAUGGAAGAGGUUUAACUGCUGAGGACUACUCUACCACUGGGGUUGCUGAGAUUAUACUGAAGACACAGAGGUCUCUUAGUUUGAAGUGUCUUGCCGCGAAAGCAAUCAAAGAAAAGAAAAUUCCAUACAAAGGAAAUGUGCCUGCAACUCUUUUAGACUUUAUAGAUAUGCAUUAAUUUUAAGUAUAUUAUGGAACUGCCAGAUUGUGACACCUCUUUGGCUAUUGAGACAAAUUUUAAAAUGCAUUGUUUUUUUAAGAGAAAUUUUAGAAGCAUGCUUGUUGUACAUUCAAGUUAACUCUGCUUAUGUGCCCUGCUGAUUUAUGUUAUGGAAUUCAUCGGAAAAUAAAUUUUUAUAAGCAUCUGGCAGUGCUGCAGUUGCUUCUUAGAACAC